AUGUCAUCGGCGCUGCACCCUUUGGAGUUCCACUCCCCCGGAUGGCAUGAAGAGUCCCGAACGCCCGUGAUAGACAACAAGUACUAUGAUCGCGCCACGGGCGAGAUUCGGACCGCAGUGGAGGGCGACCAUCAAGAGUACACGGGCCCGCCGGGCGUCGACAUCAUCAUCCGGAGCCAGCACAUUGACACGGUCCAGUGCGCGCUUCGCGCCGCGCGAAGGCUUCCCAUGGAGACGCUCCUAUGUCACAUCAUGAAGAUAGUCGGCGAGAAGAACCUGGAGUUGGAUUCAAUCAUGGCCACGACGUAUUCGAUUCGUGUCAUCUUGUCGCACGACCUGCAACCGGACGAGUUUAUUAAAAUAACCAGCGACAUGGUAUUCGGCCUCUAG
Cordyceps militaris CM01 is the source of this 390-nucleotide messenger RNA. RefSeq lists its product as uncharacterized. The transcript has a single exon. NCBI's taxonomy places the organism in Eukaryota, Fungi, Ascomycota, Sordariomycetes, Hypocreales, Cordycipitaceae. The record is from RefSeq and is a predicted model, not a curated record. Bases 1 to 390 code for a protein of 129 amino acids.